GUGAGGGAGUGAAUUUUCCUAGUAAAAAAGAAAUUGAAAUUAGAAAAGUGGAAGUAUCCUGGAAGGUAUAGAAAUGUAAAAAAUAAAUUUAGUGGUUUUCCUUUUCAGUUUCAUUUUGUGGAAAUGGCAUAUCGUGCUGCGGAUGAAAUGGCGCACAUCCACCUGUCAAACGAAAAGACGCACAUUCGUUUAUCAAAUGAAAAGGCACACAUCCGCUUAUCAAACGAAUAUUCGGAGCUGAAGAAAGAUCCAGUUCCGGGUGUGGUUGCAAAACCACUGGAUGAAAGCUUGUUGUUGUGGGGCUAUGUUAUUCGCGGUGCAAAAGAUACUCCAUUUGAUGGUGGUUUGUAUUACGGCGAGUUGGAAUUCACCAAGGAUUUCCCAUACAUUCCUCCGCAUAUUCUUAUGUACACACCAAAUGGAAGAUUCAUGCCUGGUGAACGAAUUUGUGUUUCUAUUUCGGCAUUUCAUCCUGCUAAUUGGGAUCCGUCGUGGACUGUCGGAGCAUUUCUGCAUUGCUUCGCCAAUUUCAUGAUGUUCGACGAAAAAGGAAUGGGUAUGGGCGCUAUAGGAAGCUCGGCGGAGCAGAAACGUGUCUUCGCAAAGCAGUCGAUGUUGUACAAUAAGACAGUAUGCUUUGACCUCUUUAAAAUUUUUCUGAACAGUUGCUCAUUUUUCUCCAGAUUUCAAACUAUUUUUUUUCAGUUUCCCCUAGCUGCAUAAGCAGAAAUUUGGAUUUACUUCUCAUGACUUUAUAUGAGUAAGUAGGAAAUUACGAAGCUUAUGCCAAGUCAGCGGUUCAUCCGCUGCCCUCAACAAACUAGCUUACCGACUAGCGUGAACAAAAAUUUCAUGAAAGCAUUUGGUGAAAAACCUUUUGGUCCAGAGGAUUCGGAAGAUAAAGACCAAGCAAGUACUACCGUUGAAACAGAUGACGAGGAAGAAAGUGAAUUAUCAAGCUUUUCUGAAUCUGAGGAUGAGAGAUUUCACAACCUUUUAACAUGGAAAUUCUAGUUCAGUAGGAGAUCGCUGAUCGAGAUGGGCAAAAGAAUAUUGUUAAAAUAAAUUUAAAUUGUGAGAAAACGCUUCUCAAACUGUAACCGAACUUCUAACUUUGGUGCUUAUUGAAAUUGAACUUUCAUUAGUACAUUAUUUGGUGCUUACCUCUGUUUUGAAUAUUCUACGAUUUACUGGCGGGGAUUACCCAUCCUUUGCUUCCAUUUACUUUUCCCCGAC
Molecule: messenger RNA, 1236 nt
Organism: Loa loa (African eye worm)
Lineage: Eukaryota; Metazoa; Nematoda; Chromadorea; Rhabditida; Onchocercidae
Product: ubiquitin-conjugating enzyme family protein
Exons: 5
Coding region: 124-723 (199 amino acids)
Source: RefSeq, a predicted model, not a curated record